GAGUUCAUGGAUUGGAAGAAUUAAUAUUGUUAAAGUGUCCUUACUACCCAAUGUAAUCUGUAGGUUCAUUGCAAUCUCUAUCAAAAUUCCAGAGGCAUUCCUUUCAUAAAUAUAAAAAAAUCUUAAAAUUCAGAGUACAGCAGAGGCAGCGGGGGAAGAUGGUGGUGGCCGUUCCACAGCAGGCCUGGACCAUGGAGCAGCUGCACAGUGAGCAACUACCCAAGAAGGACAUUAUCAAGUUUCUACAGGACCAUGGUUCAGAUUUGUUUCUUGCAGAAUGUAAGUUAUUAGGAAACAUUAAAAAUGUGGCCAAGACAGCUAACAAGGGCCAUUUGGUUACAGCCUACAACCAUCUUUUUGAAAGUAAGCGUUUCAAAGGUACUGAAAGUAUAAGUAAAGUGUCUGAGCAGGUGAAAAACGUGAAGCUUAAUGAAGAUAAACCCAAAGAAACCAAGUGUGAAGAGACUCUGGAUGAGGGUCCACCAAAAUAUACAAAAUCUGUCCUUAAAAAGGGAGAUAAAACCAACUUUCCCAAAAAGGGAGAUGUUGUUCACUGCUGGUAUACAGGAACACUACAGCCAGGGAUCCCUGUUUUUGAUACUAAUAUUCAAACCAUCUCAAAGAAGAAAAAUGCCAAGCCUUUAAGUUUUAAGGUUGAAAUAGGCAAAGUUAUCCGAGGAUGGGAUGAAGCACUCUUAACUAUGAGUAAAGGAGAAAAGGCUCGACUAGAGAUUGAACCAGAAUGGGCUUAUGGAAAGAAAGGACAGCCUGAUGCCAAAAUUCCACCAAAUGCAAAACUCAUUUUUGAAGUGGAAUUAGUAGAUAUUGAUUGAAAUAGCAAUGCUUCAGAUAUAAAGACAUUAGCAACAAUAAAACAUGGCCUUGAAAAAACUUACAUAACUAGAGCUGGUUACUAUUGUAAGGGGAGAGUCAACUGGAAAAUUCAAGAACUCAGAUAUUGUUUACCCAAUCCCCAACUUUUAAUAUAUGUAAUCCAUCAUAAUUCCUUAAAGUUUGAGAUAUUUUACUACAGCUAUGUAAAAUAUUAGUUAAGGUGAAAUGACUUUCCUUUUACCUCAUGUUGUAAACUAAAAGGCUCAAUAAAAAACGUAUUAAGUGUCUUGAAAAAAAAUCUUAAAAUUCAAAUAGAAACACAAGAUUCCAAAUAGUCAAAGCAAUUUUGAGCAAAAAGAACAGGGCUGUAGGCAUCAUGCUUUCUGAUUUCAAACUGUACUGCAAAGCUUUAGUAAUCAAAACAGACUGGCACUAGUAUAAAAACAGACAUGUAUGUAGACCAGUGGAACAAAACAGAGAGUCCAGAAAUAAGUCUACUACUUUAUGAUCAAUUGAGCUUUGACAAGAGUGCCAAGAAUAUACAGUGGGGAAGGAACUAUCUCUUCAAAAUAGUUUGAUUGUGGU
Canis lupus familiaris (dog) is the source of this 1419-nucleotide messenger RNA. Its product is annotated as peptidyl-prolyl cis-trans isomerase FKBP3-like. The record is from RefSeq and is a predicted model, not a curated record. Lineage: Eukaryota; Metazoa; Chordata; Mammalia; Carnivora; Canidae. Gene Ontology annotation, molecular function: peptidyl-prolyl cis-trans isomerase activity.